AUGUCAGCUUUGCCCGUGGAUUUCGAGCACUCUGUGGAACCGCGUUCGUACUUCGUUGACCAAGUCACUGGCGAAAGAUACAAGAAGAAUGAUACUCUCGGAAAGGGUGGAUUCGGUGUGGUAUACAGGGUUGUUAAUAAUGAUGGGAAGGCGUACGCGCUGAGGACAUUCAAGAACGGUGUCUCUGGAAGAAACUUCCAGCGCGAGAUCAACAUGUUUGACGCCGCAGGAAAACAUGACAACAUCGUCAAGUAUUUCGGGCUUGUCAACGACCCAAGCGGAAAGUUUCCACUUUUUGAACUCUGUCGCCCGCUGGAUCUUUUCGAUCUUAUCCGCAACCGAGGCCACCUCACCUAUCCGGAGGUCAGUUACUUUGGAUUGGGGAUCGCCGCAGGAAUCGCGCACUUGCACGAGAAAACGGUUAUCCACUGCGAUCUCAAACCUGAGAACGUUCUUAUUACCUCUGAUAUGCAGGUCCGAGUUGGCGACUUGGGAUUGGCGGAGCGGCACGACCUGAGCCGCAGGGUCAAGGGGUGCGUCAGAACCAACAAUUUCAUUGCUCCAGAGGUGGUGAACGGGAUGCCCCAUACAUACAAGAUGGAUGUUUUCAGCUUCGGAUGCAUCGUGUACAUGAUGCUCUUGGGGUUCCGGCCGUUCAUCACGACACUAUCUCAUGUCUUCCCCAACCAGUUGGAGAACGUCCUGCUUGAGAAUGGGGCCAGUAAGGAUCCUACCAAGAGGCUUAUCCCUGAUUCACAGGCCUUGCUCAGGAAACUAUUGCGUCUUGAUCCUCGUGAACGGCCGACCGAGAACAAGAGGAAGGACGCCCCCGCUCAGGAAGAGGAAGAAAUCAGAGAGGUCCAGAGCGCCAAGUAUGAGUACGACGACUUGGAAGAUCCUUACGUCGACUUUGACCUUUGA
Molecule: messenger RNA, 921 nt
Organism: Linnemannia hyalina
Lineage: Eukaryota; Fungi; Mortierellomycota; Mortierellomycetes; Mortierellales; Mortierellaceae
Source: the annotation of a GenBank genome assembly